AUUGUGAACCUGUACAGUUCUGGUUGCUGACCAGACAUGGUACUAGGCUGCCAACUGCCAAAGAAAUAGGCAGGAUGCCACAUUUGGAAAGUUUGCGAGAUGAGAUUAUUCGAAAUUAUCAAGACAGAAAUUCUGGUCUUCCCGAUAGAGGCAGACUCUGUUUUCAAGAUUUGGAGAAUUUAUCACGCUGGAGAUGGGAUUAUAAUAUAACGGCAAAUCAUGAACAAUAUUUAGUUUAUCAAGGACAAGAAGACCUCAGACUGUUAGCCAGGAGGUUCCAAUCCAAAUACCCUCAACUUAUGGACUCGCUUUAUAAUCCUAAACAAUAUGAGUUUAGGCACACAGAAACCCAAAGAACCGAAUACAGUUUCAAAGCUUUUGCUGAAGGUCUUUUCGGACCAUCUUCAGUUUCGAUACAUUUACCACCGCCACCAAAAGAAGACAAAUUGUUGAAGGGUUACGAUUUCUGUCCCUUAUAUAUCGAUGAAGAGGAUAAACCAAAACCCGAACACGAAGCCUUUAAAAAUUCACCUUUAUAUACCAAACUUGUAGAAGAUGUGUCCAGUAAACUUGGUUUUAGAUUUGCUCUGGACAAGGAUGUGGUAAAUGAUAUUUGGGCGAUGUGCAGGUACGACAGGGCUUGGAAACUGGACAGACUUGGGUCGCCCUGGUGUGCGGCUUUCACACAAAACCAAGUAAAAAUUCUGGAAUAUCUCGAAGAUUUAAAAUAUUACUACAAAACUGGAUAUGGUUUAGACAUCAAUACUAAAAUUGGAUGCCCUCCGAUUAAAGAUAUGAUUGAGAAAUUCACAAAAAAGAUCGAUACUAAUGAUGGUCCAAAUGUGGUGGCAUAUUUUACCCAUCAAGCAAUGUUGAACAUGAUGUUGACCACAUUGGGUUUGGCAAAAGAUUCUCGACCUCUGACCGCAGCAGAUUUUGAGAUUAAUGAGAAUAGACAGUGGCGUGUCAGCAAACAAUCACCAUUUACUGGAAAUUUGGCAGCAAUUCUGCACAAAUGUGACGAGACGCAACCGGAGCCCUACCAGGUCCUAUUUCUCCUGAACGAGGCUCCAGCUGAAAUAAGCGACUGCAGGGUCGGACUGUGCUCCUGGGAGACUGUCAGACGUAAAUGGGCACUUUUGGCUGACACCUGCGACCUAAAUCAUUUUUGUUUACCUAAUUCGGCUCCUGCAGCCAAUUUAAAUGUUAUUGGUUUUGUAUCAUUGGUAAUAACAGUUUUAUUAUUGGAUCGAUUUAGAGGAAUUUAAAUAAAAUUUGAGGAUAUUCCUGUGGUGAAGUAUAGACAAAUCCAAAUGUAUAAAUUCUAAUAUCUAAAAAUAAUGAAACGAAGCAGGUGAGCAUUAAAACAUCUAUCAAUGAUUGUUCUAAUUUAUCAUAA
Messenger RNA from Ctenocephalides felis (cat flea), 1399 nucleotides. RefSeq names its product multiple inositol polyphosphate phosphatase 1-like. Lineage: Eukaryota; Metazoa; Arthropoda; Insecta; Siphonaptera; Pulicidae. The record is from RefSeq and is a predicted model, not a curated record. Gene Ontology annotation, molecular function: acid phosphatase activity; inositol phosphate phosphatase activity.